AUGAAGUUGCUAUCAUCAUCGCCUUCCUUUUCUUCCUCCACUAUUUGCACCUCCUCUGAUGCAUACUUGUGCAGUCCUAAAGGUUCAACAAGUGGUGGAUGCAUCACAGGAGUCUUGCGCAGAAUCCUUUGCUCUCGCAGCCUCCCUACUCAUCCAUUUGAGUGUGACAAGGACAGAGAUCAGUUCAAGCCCAAAGGGAAGAACGAACCAAACACAACUCCAGGCAUCGUCGCGAGGCUCAUGGGCUUGGAAUCUUUACCAAACUCCAGCUCAACGCACACCCACAAAUCCCCUAAUUCAAUUUCAAGAAGCCGGUCCCUGAAUUACUUGGACUUCAAAGAAGAUGAGUGCGACGAUGACGAGACGAAAUGGCAGCAUCUCCGAGUCAGUUCGACGCUGUCGUUCCGGGAGACGCCGACGUACCUCGAGAUAGAAAACGAAGAGUUCUUGGUUUUGAAUUUCGGAAACGGCAGUGAAAAAGAAGGGAGGAAGAGAAGAUCAAGCAAAAGCAAAACUCAAUGUGGAAAACCGAAGGGGGAAAGUGAAAGAGGCGGAGCUACAGAGUCAAGCUCAAGCGAUUCAGUUUUGGCGAACGAUGAUCUGGGCACACCGGAAACAUUACGUUCUCAGGUUACGAAAGUGUGUCAAAGUGUUCGUAGCUUGGAAGCAGCGUGCGGCUCUGAAGAAGAUUCAAGCCCAGUUUCAGUUCUUGAUUUUGGCGAAUUCAUUAGUGACCCUCAAGUGUCCACAUCAGAUGACUCGAGAUCGGAACGUCCAAGCUCGAGGAAGAAAUUGGCACCGGAGCUUGAAAACAACGAGCACUCCUCUCCACGUAGCGACAGUGAUCUCCUAGACGAUCAGCCGAAGCAAAGCGAAGGCAAGCGUCAUGGAUCAAGGAAACGAAGACAGAGCUACUCGGAAAUGUGGAGCCAGAUCUGCAAGAUUAGCGAGGAAGAGACGAUUGAACUCGAUUGGUUGGACCCAAGAAUGGUGAGGCGUGAAGACAUUGAAGGCAUCGGCCAAGAACUUGAACUGCAGAUCUUUUGUGAGUUGCUAGAUGAGCUACUAGAUAAUACAUCUUCGACUCCUGAAUGAAAAAUUGUGAAACUUGACUUUGUACAUUGACAAUAGAUAGUGUAAUAAAAUAUACCGCAUCAACUUUCUGCAACUGGAGUUCUUCACCCGAAGCAAAAGAGAGAAGAAAAAACAGCCGAAUUCUGGAAUUACUAUGCUUUUGGUUAACCGGAACAGGGGACCCUGGAUUUCAAAUUUCCAGGGUCGGCUGGUCGGUCAAAGGAAGUGCAAAUUUUUAAAGCGAUUUCAAACGAACGUUCGCCUUUUUCUCUUUCGA
Messenger RNA from Rhodamnia argentea, 1351 nucleotides. RefSeq lists its product as uncharacterized. Lineage: Eukaryota; Viridiplantae; Streptophyta; Magnoliopsida; Myrtales; Myrtaceae. The transcript is spliced from 2 exons. Bases 1 to 1095 code for a protein of 364 amino acids. The record is from RefSeq and is a predicted model, not a curated record.